Molecule: messenger RNA, 2457 nt
Organism: Mytilinidion resinicola
Lineage: Eukaryota; Fungi; Ascomycota; Dothideomycetes; Mytilinidiales; Mytilinidiaceae
Exons: 1
Coding region: 1-2457 (818 amino acids)
Source: RefSeq, a predicted model, not a curated record
AUGACUUCUUCCACCUCCACACGCUCUUCCCGCAAGUCGGCGUCGCAAGCUGCCCUCGCGCGUCGCCAGGCCAAGUCCAUCAGCCAGGGCCGUUCACCAACUCCGCCAUCCGAAGCGUCCUCGCAUACCAUGCGCGGCGACUCGCCUCCCUGCAACCAGCUGUCCUCUAGAUCUCCAUCUGUAGAUUCAUUCUACACGUCCACCACGGAGGGAUUCAGCGCCGGUGAACCCAGCCGUGAGUCCAGCAUGGAGAGGACUCUCACCCACGCUGCUCGAUACGACAGGGUUGUUCUCCGAGGUUACGACGUGGAAGAGUAUAUCCACCAGGACGAUCGAGAGGAAUUCGAUCCGGUCACCUACCCGGCCUCAGACAUGGGCCUUGGCGGCCAGUAUGGUAUGCCUUCCCCCGACGGCGGCAGCUCUCCUCGCAGCGAAACCGGCGCUGGGAGGACGUUGGAAGAAGUUCGUAAUGACUUCAACCAACAACAUCACAGCCAAGAGGACGGUCAGGGAUACCGUACUUCGCCACAUACCUACGGCGGCAGGUCUCCUUAUCGGCGCAACGACGACAGCACGGAGGGUCCUUUCGAUCUCUUUGACCCUAAUAACCUCAAUGUUCCCAUCCUCGAUGUUCCCAUUCAUGACCUCCCGAUUCAUGACCUCCACAGCGUCCCUGAGCCCCGUAAGCCGAACCUGAAUUUCACGCUUCCCUACUAUCCACGCGAGCCCUAUGAGGCGGAGCGCGCUGCGGCCAUGUUGGCGGAUGCGAGACGUCGGAGUGAGGCCGAGGGGAACGGCUACGCCGGGGAGUGGAGCCCCGACGUGGUGUGUAAUGACCUGUACGGUGGUCAUUCCCCAAUGCAUCUGCCAGAGAGCAAAUUUUAUAAGCGCGUUCUAUCUCCAGACCUUCACGAUGACUGGGAUGAGGAUGGUUACGACGCGUACGGUGAGGACGACGACCGGUCGAUGACUGGUAUGGAUGGCGAGGAAGUCCGGGAUACGGUGGAGCCGUACACUCCCCGUGCUUAUCCUCGCAGCCCUCAUCCGCAGGAAAAUCUCCUGAGGACUCCGUCGCCUGAUUCACGCCAGACAGUCUUCGACGAGCGCACUGGAUUUCCAGAACCAUAUGCCAAUGUCCACGAUCUGAAGCGCGGCCGCCGCGAUCUUUCCUCUUCUCCUGGUUCCAGCACUGGUCCACCUACCAAGCGUCCGUGCGAUCGAUUUGGAGCGUUUCCGACCUCUCCAUCGCCGUCUCUUUUCAAUCCUCGCAGUAGCGUCGGCCUUCAUACCCCAGCCCCAAUUCCGUUUAUUCCUCGACGUGGAUUGAAGCGUUCGGCACCGGAGGAUGAGGAUGGCCCUCUAUAUCGAGUGGAUAGCCCCGACCAUCUGGCGCCAGCCUACCGCCGUAACAAGCGCGGCCGCUUGACUCCUCCCUCUCCAAAGACGUACCAACAUCGUGGUAGUCUUGGAUUUCCGUUCCAAACGCCGCAGCGCAAGACGGACCGCGAGGUAAUCGAUCUGACCUCCCCGUCCCCCAGGCGCCGCGUCCUCUCGAGGCACUCCCCCCCCAGCCGCUCGACCUCGAGUCUCCCCCCCUUACGCGUUCCUUUGCCGCGGGUCAACUUCCACAACAACACCCCGCCUCUUCCUCGCAUUCCGUCACUCCCUCGCGAAUUGUCGCCGCGAGCUCGCGAGAUGACCCCACGCACUCGCGCCCAAUACCUUGACGACUUCAACUACUCGUCCCGUGCCAGCUCACCAGCUCCCUCCAACAACGGCUUCUCCAUCAAUCGCCUCGACCUCCUCCAGCACGACGUCGAAGCGCUGAGGGCUGAUUACACCCGCGACGUCGGCGCGCUCCGCCAGCAGCAGCUCGACUGGUUGGGCGACGUCGGCAAUAUCCAGCGGGAUUGGCAUGGCAAGUUCACGCAGACGGAGUACCGGAUGGAGGUGCUCCGUGAUGAGUUCGACGACCACGUCACGGCGCAGGAGGACCUCAACGACGCGCUGUGGGAGCGUGUAGACGAUGUGCGCGACGAGCUCAACGGAUAUCGGACUGAGGAGGAGGAGCAGGAGGAGCAGGAGGAGCAGGAGGAGCAGGAGGAGCAGGAGGAGCAGGAGGAGCAGGAGGAGCAGGCGCAUGUGCUGCACGAGGUGCAGCACAACCUGCAGAAUGUAUACGACAAGACCAAUGCAGAGGUUAUUGUUAACCUGAACAAGACAGUAGACAAGACCAACGAGCUGGAGGCCAUUAUAGGGGACAUGCGUAGGGCCAUUGAGGGCAUGCGCGGCGAAAUGGAUACGAUGAAGGGGGAGAUGCGGGGCUUGAGUGCCGAAAACGAGGAGCUGAGGGGGCACCUUGAGCAGUACAAGGAGCGCGAUGCGCAGACCAAGCGUGUGAUUGCGCAGCAUUUCUUUGGUGUGCAGGUGGAGGAUGAUGACGACGAAGAAUUGUAG